Rattus rattus (black rat) is the source of this 2189-nucleotide messenger RNA. It is a transcript of the gene Pld5, whose product is annotated as phospholipase D family member 5. The record is from RefSeq and is a predicted model, not a curated record. Lineage: Eukaryota; Metazoa; Chordata; Mammalia; Rodentia; Muridae. Gene Ontology annotation, molecular function: catalytic activity. The coding region runs from base 80 to 1417 and encodes 445 amino acids. The transcript is spliced from 9 exons.
GCAGAAGUGUAUCGUGAUCUUCGCUCUGGUCUGCUGCUUCGCCGUUCUGGUCGCGCUGAUCUUUUCAGCUGUGGACAUCAUGGGAGAGGACGAGGACGGACUCUCGGAGAAGAAUUGCCAAAAUAAAUGUCGAAUCGCUCUUGUGGAAAACAUUCCUGAAGGCCUUAACUACUCUGAAGAUGCCCCAUUUCACUUACCGCUCUUCCAAGGCUGGAUGAACUUACUCAACAUGGCCAAAAAGUCUGUCGACAUAGUGUCUUCCCAUUGGGACCUCAACCACACCCACCCAUCCGCAUGUCAGGGUCAACGUCUCUUUGAGAAAUUGCUCCAGCUGACGUCGCAAAAUAUCGAAGUCAAGCUGGUGAGCGAUGUGACUGCAGAUUCAAAGGUAUUAGAAGCCUUGAAGUUAAAGGGCGCUGAGGUGACAUACAUGAACAUGACCGCCUACAACAAGGGCCGGCUGCAGUCGUCCUUCUGGAUUGUGGACAAACAGCACGUGUACAUCGGCAGCGCAGGCUUAGACUGGCGAUCGCUUGGACAGAUGAAAGAACUCGGUGUCAUCUUCUACAACUGCAGCUGCCUGGUCCUAGAUUUACAGAGGAUAUUCGCUUUAUAUAGCUCAUUAAAAUUCAAGAGCAGAGUACCUCAGACCUGGUCCAAGAGACUCUAUGGAGUCUAUGACAACGAAAAGAAGCUUCAGCUCCAAUUGAACGAAACCAAGUCGCAGGCCUUUGUGUCGAACUCUCCCAAACUCUUUUGCCCUAAAAACAGAAGCUUUGACAUCGAUGCCAUCUACAGCGUGAUUGAUGAUGCCAAACAGUAUGUGUACAUUGCUGUCACGGACUACCUGCCAAUCUCCAGCACGAGCACCAAAAGGACUUACUGGCCAGAUUUAGAUGGGAAAAUAAGAGAAGCGUUAGUUUUACGAAGCGUUAAAGUCCGGCUGCUCAUAAGCUUUUGGAAGGAGACUGAUCCCCUCACGUUUAACUUCAUUUCGUCUCUUAAGGCUAUUUGCACUGAAAUAGCCAACUGCAGUUUGAAAGUUAAAUUUUUUGAUCUGGAAAGAGAGAACGCUUGUGCAACAAAAGAACAAAAGAACCAGACCUUUCCCAAAUUAAACCGCAACAAGUACAUGGUGACAGAUGGAGCCGCUUACAUUGGAAAUUUUGACUGGGUGGGGAAUGACUUUACCCAGAAUGCUGGCACGGGCCUUGUCAUCAACCAGGCAGAUGUGAGAGACAACAGGAGCAUCAUUAAGCAACUUAAAGACGUGUUUGAGAGGGACUGGUAUUCACCUUAUGCCAAAUCCAUACAGCCAACCAAACAGCCGAACUGUUCAAACCUGUCCAAACUCAAGUCUCCCUCCAAGCAACCUGCUAUUUACAACGCCACGGGGAAGGAGCCCCUGAGUGUAUAGCUCACUGAGACAAGCAAGGCUUCAGACCAAAUGCAGGAAGGACUAGAGGAAAGACGACGAUUUGUUACAUCUUUUUUUUUAAAGGGGAAAUUAAAAAGCACACUUAUUAAAAAUGUUCUCUGAAUGACAUGUAAUAUCUAGCUACCAACAUCUUAGCACCGUAUAUUAAAUUUAAGCCUUUUGUAUCUAUGAGCUCUGACAGAGAAUGUUGUUCUGGCGUAGGAGUUAGUUUCUAACGACUGCAAACACAUUUUACCACUUGGUUCUUGUCUCCUGAUUCUUACGGUUUUAGAGCCUUUUCUGCUGACCCACCUGCACUGAUUUUAAGAAGCAUAGCAUGAGGUGAGCUCUUUCCUUUAAUAGUGCUGAACUCUGGGAUUAGAGGAAAGGAGGAGAAGACAUAGACAGAACCAAGCACCUGCCUUGAUACAUCAUCUCUGAGACCUAUCCAGGCAGCUGAGCACAGGCGUCCCCAUUUCACACCCGCCUUCAAGACUCCUGAAAAACACUCCUUUUUGUCCCCUUGUUCCUUGUCUUCUGAUGCCAGGCUGUUUUGGGUAUCAGUGCUAGUUAGUUCAAAGAGUGCGAAUGUCUGGGGGAACAAUAUAUGAAUUCCCCAGAAUAUAUACAAAAUGGAAAUCAGUCUUUCACUUUCUCCUUUCAAUUACGUUUCUCCCAUCCCAAAUUGGUUACUUUUAAAACACACACACACACACACACACACACACACACACACACACACACACAACAUAUAACACACACACAACAUACA